Molecule: messenger RNA, 795 nt
Organism: Phaeodactylum tricornutum CCAP 1055/1
Lineage: Eukaryota; Bacillariophyta; Bacillariophyceae; Surirellales; Neidiaceae
Exons: 1
Coding region: 1-795 (264 amino acids)
Source: RefSeq, a predicted model, not a curated record
AUGUCCUUUGUUGGAACAGAAAAGGAGGUCGGCCUCAAUUGUGCGCUCGUUUCUAGAUCAUUUUAUGAGGCUACGAACAUCCCUGCCGUCUGGGAGAGUAUUGCAAUUGGAAAGUAUGGAGAAUCUCUCUAUGGUUCUUCCAGUGCGUUGUAUGACUACAACGCUAAGUCAAUGCUGCAAGACGACAACAAGAGAGGUUCCAUUCUUGUUUUAAGCCUUGACGAGGUCUGUUAUUAUAAGCACAGUAGGAGAGAGUAUUACUUUGCAUGCCUUGUACAAGAGCUGCGCUGGGACCGUCAGAACCAGCGAAUGUACGUGUAUCUCGAUGCUCGUGGUGAAGCCGAUUUACGCCACCCCGAUAGCUCUACCAUUCUCAUUGAAGGUGUUCAAGGAGAUAGCCCGCAACCAAUGGAAGGUAGUUGGUCGGGAGUGGUGGAAGAACCCGGGCAUUUUCAAGGCUCGCUUGACUUUCCGGCCGAAGCAUUCGCGCAUGCUGGAGCCUACACGUUUUGCUACGCCAAUUUGUCUCACAGCAACGGAGACUACGACUGUGUCACACUCUUGACUGUACCUGAAGAUUGUAGCUUACGCAAGGCUUUUGUCGGAGCUCGCUACGAGCCGCUCGAUCGGACCGUUCCGGUGAUGAAAAGUGAAGAACACAGUACGCAAGUCUGGCGGCGUUUCGUCGAAAGUCCCGUGUUCGAGCGACAUAUUCAAGGGAAUUCGACAGGACAGCGAUUUCUGAGUUGGCGGCCCCGCAACAAUCGAGUAAUCCUUCAGCGGUGGUGGGUAUAA